Molecule: messenger RNA, 3507 nt
Organism: Echinostoma caproni
Lineage: Eukaryota; Metazoa; Platyhelminthes; Trematoda; Plagiorchiida; Echinostomatidae
Source: the annotation of a GenBank genome assembly
AUGGGGAUACUGUUUGUGGACGUUGAUAUUCAAAUCUACUUUUUCCGUUCGGAUCUGGAGCAAGCCAAAAACCGGUUGCAUCAAUUUUUCAGUCGCAUUUACGGGUACAAUUACAAGUUGCAUAGAAGCUUCUUUUUCCGAUUUUUUACUGAUUUGGAAGAAUACAUGGCUGGUCGGCGAGGUCGACUGGCCGGUCUCAUUGAUAACUUUUUCAAUCAACUGCGGGACAACAUCGUCAGUCUAAUUGAACGCUCGGCCAAUCCGAUGCUGAACAACCGACCAGGAGGUGCAUUCGGUAUGGGUGGUGGUGGUGGCUCGAGUAACAAUGCUCCCGGUGCCGAUGGCCCCGGAGGAAACAGUGGCGGAGAUCAGACAGCUACAGACGAAGCAGCUGAAGCACGUCGAAUCAAAUGCCUUUCGGAGCGUGUUGCGCAAUUACGUCCAUUUGAUGAAGUGGAUGUGCGACUAAAGGCACGCAUCCUUGAAGCGUAUCCACCGGCCCGAAUGCUGGUCAAUGUGAUGUCCACUGCCAGUCGGCUUCUGUCGCACUUGGCGUUCCAGGUCAGUGAACGACCGGAAUGUGUUCUUGGACUGACUCGAUUUCGAUUCUGUGCACUCUGUGGCGGGAAACCAUCCGCUUCAGCCUGUCCGGACAGUUGUCCUCGACUGAUGGCUCCGUGUUUGCACGUGAACGGACCGGAAGCUGCUCAGUUGUCUGCGAUCUGGCCUCGCUUGAUUGAAGCGAUUGUUAUGGCCACAACUCGUUUGGAACGGUCGUUCAAUUUUCCUGCGGUCAAUCGAAAUUUACAAAUGGAGAUUUCUGAAGCGAUCACCAGCCUCCAAGCCCGGUACGAACAAACCAAAUCGAAGUUCGAAGCCGAAUGUCGUUUGGGUUCUGCCGGCCGUUCUGUACCCACCCUAUUCAGUUCCGGUGGUACUGGCCUGAAUUCAAACAUGAACAAGCCACGAGCUCAGUCGAUGGGGAUGAACCAACCGGUCAAUCAGUUUCCUGGUUGGCCAUCCAUGGAUGAGGAAUUUCGCCGUUGGCGUCGGAAUUCCAGCCCCAUUUCUCACAUACGACGAGCCCGUUCACCUCAAAUGGCCUCACCGGAGUUCCUCAACUGGCAAACACGAUCACGCAACGCUCCAGGGAAUGUACACGCACAGUACGGCUCUUCAGCCGGGAAUGCAUACCGAUCAGCUGAAUCUAAUGCUGCUUGGGGUGGUAGUUCUGGUGGUGGUGGUGGUGGUGGUGGUGGUGGUGUAGUCUCUGGACAGAAUGAGGCUGCGGCUGAUGUUCCGGAACGUCUUAUGCGAUGGGCCGGGCAGUUGAAACGCGAGUACAACGCAUUGAGCAAUCUGUUCUCUAUCCCUGGAGCAAAUUUCUGCCCUUCCUCGACCUCCGGAUCUAACUCCACUUCAUCUGGGUCAUCUCAAACUGACUGUUGGAAUCCUCCGAUGCUAACAGGAGCCUCUCCGCAUCAUGGAAUCUCAGAAACAUUCAGACAGUUGAGCGAGGCCACAGAACGUCUGCAUCAGGCCUCAGCAAGUAACGGUGACCCGGAGGCACUGAUUAUCCAAGUGCCAUCCACCAUGCAUCUUGCCAUGGGUGGUUAUUCACCGCAGUUACCUUACAACAGUCCAUAUGCAGAGCAGCAGCAACAGCCCAUUCAACCGAGCAAUGGCGCAAUGGGACAGUGGCGUCCACCAGCACAUCCUCCCGUUCCCAACACGUUCCAUUCAAACGAUGCUGUGCCUCCGAGUCAAAGUGAUAUGGCAAUUUGCUCAUUUCUCCUUCCUUUGUUGCCGUUGCGUUUGGCAGAAAUCAUUGAAGUUCAAAUGCCAGUUGACAUCGAUUAUCGGGACCUAUUUGUUGGAAGUGGUACCGGUCCACAACCUGGUGAUCAUCUUCCGUCCAUAGAAAACCAAGCACCCCAAGACUUCUACGCCCAUCCAUCCAGUCAGGCUCCGGUUGACUACGCACCACCACAACCUCCGAUGCCACCGCAAGCUCCAAGUCCACCUCCUGCGCCGGAGCCGGUGGACAAUCCCGGUAGCGGUCGUGGUGGUUACUACGAAACCGGGUCUUUUUAUGAAUCUCCCGGACAACCGAUGUCACCAGAACGGACUGACUUGUCUGAAUCGGGUCGAGAUGGAGAUGAACUUGAGGAACCGAUCCAUGUAACGACAGCUGUAGUGCCUUCCGUGGUGAGUACAGUUGUGGACAAACCGAACACCACUAGUACUAGUCGUCGUACAAGUCCAGCAGUUGUAUCUACUCGGACAACUACUACCACAACGGCCGCGACAACAACCACCACUACUACUACUACUACAACUACUCCUGCUACAACCACCACCACCACGACCACUGUCAAACCAACUUUAAGAUCAUCGACAACAACCACAACUACGAUGAAGCCACCAUUAACUUUUGACGAUCGAUCACAAACCUCACUCCCAUCUGUAGUUGUUCCACCCGGUAAUAGUUGGCGCACACCUGAACAAACUCGGGGCGGUUCGAUCGAACCACCAAAACCGUUUGGUCCUAACCGUCCCGCAUUGGAGUCACAUUCGAAUUAUGAAUCUCCCUUACCCGACGAUGAAGACAGUUUAGCACAGCCGGGUGGUGUACAACCGCCACCGAUGCAGCCUCCCCCACCUCCGCAACAGGCGAAUCAGCAACAACAAUGGACCGGUACCGGCGGUGCACCGGCACAGGGGUCUAAUCAACCAGUAUGGUGGGAGAGUCCACAAUCCGGUGGUAGCGGUUUCGGAGAAACGAACUACUAUCAACCACAGCCAUAUCAACCUGUGGGUGUGAAUCCACCCGAAACAAAUUACAACUGGGCCCCCGGUCGUCCAGAUACACCUCCAUCUCCAUAUGGCUAUAUGGGUGGCAGUGGAGCAAAGCCUCCUGAAGAGGGACAGGUACCCGUUGAAGGACCAGGGGCACUAAAACCAAGUCCCGCUUUCCCGUACCAAGAACCACAGCCUGGAGGGACAUUUGGACAACAGCCUGCUCCUGAAUGGCCACAGCCCCAACCUCCACAAGAGUUUAACAAUCUUGGUAACCAGGGCAGCGGUAGUUGGAGUGGUCCGAAUACGGGAGCCUAUCCAGAGGGAAUUACUCAGUGGCAAGAUAACGCCCAUGGAAGCGGGACGGCAGAAACUGUCGGUUACGCGCCGUCGCACGGUGAAAACAUUGCACAGAAUCAGCGUCCGGAACCGUUGCCCCAACCGCCGGUACUGUUGCCCCCAGUCAAAAAACCGGAACCACCCCUAUCCCACCCGCCGAUGCCUCCUCCAGAAGUCUGGGUUCCUGCACAGUUGGGCCCAGGACAGCCAGUUUCUUCUGUGCUCCUGGUACGCGAAUACAAUGUCCAAGGGCCAUUCUAUGGACCAGAGACCGUACAUACAAAGCAUAACUCGGCGAAAACUAAGCGCGCAAUAUACACCACGCCUAUCCUUAUCGCUGUUUUUUGCAUAUUGCAUCUCCUUCCCUAG